This is a messenger RNA of Leptopilina heterotoma, 765 nucleotides long. RefSeq names its product tax1-binding protein 3 homolog. The transcript has 3 exons. Bases 208 to 582 code for a protein of 124 amino acids. The record is from RefSeq and is a predicted model, not a curated record. Gene Ontology annotation, molecular function: protein binding. Gene Ontology annotation, cellular component: adherens junction; postsynaptic density; postsynaptic membrane. Lineage: Eukaryota; Metazoa; Arthropoda; Insecta; Hymenoptera; Figitidae. Gene Ontology annotation, biological process: neurotransmitter receptor transport, endosome to postsynaptic membrane; neurotransmitter receptor transport postsynaptic membrane to endosome.
UGACUUCAUUACACAUGUGUUUGUUUUGGAAAACUUGAGUCAAUUUAUCUGAGAGAAUUCCGGCCUACCAGCUUCCUUGACUGAAGUGUUGAAAUCUGUAUAUAUAGAAUCGUGAAAAGUGAUAAGUCAAAAUUUUGUGAAUUUAAAAACUCGAUUAAAGGAGGGAUACAUUUUUUAUGAACGUUGUGAAAAAUCAAAACAGUCAAAAUGUGUGCGAAAAUGGCAUUUCAACACCAAGCUGGCACAGCCAUGCAGUGUCUAAGUAUUCCAAUUACAUUGCAUAAGGAAACUGAAAUAAUUGCCAAUGGGGAAGAAGUAAUGAAGUGUGGCUUUAAAAUAGGCGGAGGAAUCGAUCAAGAUUACAGAAAAAGUCCUCAAGGAUACACAGAUAAUGGAAUAUAUGUUACGGAAGUUCACGAAGGUUCCCCAGCUGCAAAAAGUGGUUUAAGAAUGCACGAUAAAAUUUUGCAAUGCAAUGGUUACGAUUUCACUAUGGUUACUCAUAAAAAAGCAGUAGGACAAAUUAGAAAGCAUCCAGUUCUAAACUUACUAGUAGCUCGGAAAGGAGUUACUAGUACUUAAAAUGUAUUAUAAUGUAAUUUAUCUGUUUAUUAUAUAAGUUAUUUAUAUUUAAGUGACGCUAAAAUUGUUUGUUGGCAGUAUACAACCUCAAAAAUAUAUUGUAACUUGUGCUAGAUACAUGUGAAUUAUAUGUUGAAUAUUAAAUUUUUUACUUUUAACGCAAUAAAAUUUUUUAAACACUAA